UUUUUUUAAGGAAAAACAAAUUUGUUGAGUAAAAUCUCUUUGUUGUAGUUCGGUUCGAGAAAAUAGAGACAAGAAAGAGAGAAUGAGGAAUCAAAAAAACGGAAUUUUGAAUUUUACAACUUGAGGAAUAACAAUCUCGUUUCGAUCUCUUCCCUCAAGCUCAAGCUCUUAGCUCUGCUCCAAAUUUCUUUACGUGAGCUCCAAAUCGGAAACCUCUCUUGCGUAAGCUAAUUGGUAUCUGAAUCCGUUCUGAGCAUUUCCAACGAAUUGAGCUGAUUUAUCGGCUGCUUUUGUUGUUCAAGUCUCUGUUUGUGAAUGGGUAUUUAAGAGUUUUCUUACCUCGAUCUGGGUUUUGUCUGAGAAAUCAAAAGAGAUUUUUAGCUUCUUCGAUUGGUAUGAUAUAGGUGGGUGUGGGGGGGGAGGGUUUUAGAUGAUUUCGGUGAGCAGCAGCGAUGCUAGAAGCGAAUUAGGGUUAGGGUUUGCUGGUUUAGGUGAAGAGAUAAUGGAAGAUAGCGACUUUGAGGAAGAAAGCACACAUUCUUAUGUUUCUUGCGUUGACCCAGAUGUUGCUCUCUCUUAUAUUGAUGAGAAACUCGAAAACGUCUUGGGACAUUUUCAGAAAGAUUUUGAAGGUGGAGUUUCAGCUGAAAAUUUGGGUGCAAAGUUUGGUGGCUAUGGUUCGUUUUUGUCUAUGUAUCAGAGAUCUCCUCUUUGUUCACGUCCUAAGACUCCACCAGAAGUGAUUCAACAUAACCAAGUGGGGGCUCGAUCUAAUUGCUCAGCUUCAUCUGAUGUACCUCAAGUAUCAAUCUCUGGAUCCUCUUCAAAGGCUCCUGCUUCCGAUGUUUUGGUCAAAUUAAAAAAGUUUGUCAAAUCAAGUAAUAUAGGGACACCUGAUAGCAACCAAAAAUCUGACACAAAAACGUCUUGUUCUGCUUCAUCAAAUCAUAAGACUCUCAGACUUCGUAUAAAAGUUGGUUCAAGUGACCUCUCAUCACUGAAGAACGUUUCAACCUAUAGUAAACUAGGCCUCAAUAUGCCACCAUCAGCAUCGCGGGUUAAUUGCCUCUCAGAUGUUGAAGAAGACUUACUGAACGGGAUUUGCGAUUCGCCGACUAAAAUUCUUAUGGCUAUGGUGUCUUUCCCUUUGCAUAAAGAUCAGUUGUUGUCACCUCUCUCUGAUGAUCUUAUUCAGUUGGGAAAGAAAAAUAAGAUUAAGAAAGAUGCUGGAUAUGGUUCUGUCAACACGUCAGACUCAAAAAGUACACAGGACGUUAAGGGGGUUUCUAAUUCACAAAAGUGUGCUGGUAAGUUUUCUAUUGGGAAGAAGGAAAAGUUAAAGGAGAGGGUAAAGGAUAUACCACCGUCAAACAAGCUUGACAGAAACCAUAUUGUAUCCAAUACUGAAAAAGAGGCUGACAAAGAUUCCUGUGAGGAGCUUGUUUCCAAGACUAUGAAGCUUCCACUUUUGUCCUGUCUCUCACCGUCAUAUAUCCACCCGGCAAAAGAGAUUGAUAAAGUAUCAGAUUCUAAUGUGGAGGGUACAUCAAGAGGAAUGAACAACACAGAAGCGUCGAUGGGUUCAAAGCCUGAUCUAGAAGAUAAUGUAGUGGCAUUUUCAGAUCGAAGUGGUAAGGAAACUAAAAGUAUUCACACAAGAAAAGACGUGUCACUGAAAAAAGGUGAACCUCUAAACUCAUUGGAAAGUAAAUCCAAGCGGGAGAAAGCUCCAAGUAUUGGACAUGUAGAUUAUCCUUCUGCGGUUAAGGGUAGUCAGAGCGAGAUAAGGAAUGAAGAACAAAUUUUAAAGUCAAAACUACCUAAAGCACAGAAGUCACAAAUAGGUUCAAGCUCCAUCGUUGCCAUGAAUAGUGUGACUGGCAAGGAUGCUGCUAUUAAUAUAAUUAAGAAGAAUGUAGCAGAUAAAUUGCAGGAAGAUAUUGGAGGAUGUGAACACGUGUAUAAGGGACUCUUUGGCUAUUCGAAAGAAUUAAAAGAAGAAAGACAAAGUAGUCCAGUACUUAAAGCUGGGAAAGAAAAGAUUUCUGCAGAAAAGGCAUUGGAAGAGAAUUUCAACAGUGUUAAAAAUGAUGAAGAGGCAUGUGACAAUCUAAAUUUCGUAUAUGAACCAGAUUUGAAACACCUUAUUAAGUUGGGUGACUUGAAUGAAGACAGGCACAACACUAAGCAUAGUGUUAGACAAGAAGUGAAAAAUAAGCAUUCUGUUGAAGGAGGAAUGGAGAAUUUGGAAAUGAAAUCCGAAAAGGAACUUUCUGUGACUUCCAAGAAACCAAAAACUGGAAAAUCACGAUUUUCAGCUAUUGAUCAACCUGGAUCAAAGAAUUCCAACAAAAUUCUGGACGUUUUAGCUGAUAACAAAAUUAUGAUUGCUCAAGCCUCAGCCGAAAAUAUAAAGGAUAUUGCUAAGGCUUCUUCUCAUGGCGAACGUGAUGACAGAAAGAGGAAACUGAAGGAAAGUAAAGAAAGUGAAGAUUGUAUGAGAAUUAGAGAAGCUACAGUAAUGGCGUCAAGUGGUGAGAACGUUAGAAAGAAAAAGAGGCUUAAGGCCUCAAGAUAUGAUGAAAAGGAGUUGCCUUUUAGUAGUGAAAGUUGUGAUAAGGACAGAAGAGUUAGUCAGGAAAAUGGUAGAGAUAGUGCUUCCCAUCUACCUUUUACAACGUCCUCCUCGAGUCUAUGUAAGGAAUUGGGCUCUGACAUUGUCAAAAAUAAUGUCAACGAAGACAAAAGUUCACUGGUUGAAUCAGUUGCCCCAUCAGCCUUGAGGGUGUUAGACUCGCGUGAGCUUAAAUCAGUAAGGAUUUCAGAGAGUGAUGAAUGCCAUGGUGCUGACUCUAAUGCUGGUGAUACAUUAAAAAGAUGCCGAGAUGGUGAAGCUUAUAGCACUAUCGAUAAACCAGGGACAACAAAGAAGGCUGCAGAAAAUGUCAAGGAUAGAGAGAGAGCAUAUGGUGGGAAUUGUUCUAUUGAAAACUUUCAACCAAAGAAUUCUGGGAGAAUAUCUGGUGAAAAUUGCAUAGAGGGUGACUCUCAAAAAAAGAGUAGGGAAGAGGGGUCAUCUACACCUUUGAAAGAUAAUAACUGGGGUACGGUGAAUGAACAAGAUCUUGGCACUGCUGUUAACAUAAAAACAAAAGAAAGCAGGAGCAAGAAAAGACAUGCUAAAAAGGUAUCUAUGGAAAGUAACAAAGAAGACUCAAGGGAAUAUCAAGAUCCUAAUACUAAGCAAGAUAGAAGUGGUAGUCGUUUUUCUUCUCCACGGAAACCUGAUACAGCAAGAACUUCUCAUGGAAAAAGCAACCACUUGGAAGUGACCACCGAGAAAUUUGAGAAUAGAUCCGCUUCACCAGCUGGCACAGACCAAGUUGUAGUCUUGGGUCACGGCAGUGAGAUAUCAAAUACAAAGAAACAGAUACUGCGAAAUGAUAAUCACAGUGUGAAUUCACGAAACCAAAAGCAAAAUGGAAGUAGGCAUAAGGAUCAUGUUGGCUUAAGCCCUUUAAAAAAGGAAUCCACGAGUCAGGCUGUGUCCAACCCAAUCAAAGAGGCUACAGACUUAAAACACAAGGCUGAUCGUCUUAAGAAUGCUGGGUCCAAUCACGAGAGCACAAGUUGUUACUUUGAGGCAGCGCUUAAGUUUCUUCAUGGUGCCUCCCUUUUGGAGUCAUCGGGCACAGCCAGAUCGAGGGAUAUUUAUGACAGCACAGCAAAAUUUUGCGCGUUCUGUGCUCAUGAAUACGAGAAAAAUAAAGAUAUGGGGGCUGCUGCUCUGGCUUAUAAAUGUAUGGAAGUAGCUUAUCUAAGGAUAACUUAUACUUCUCAUGGUAACAUAGGCAGAUGCAGAUAUGAGUUGCAAGCAGCGUUGCAAGUGAUUCCUUCAGGCGAGUCUCCUUCCUUUGCUUCUGAUGGUGAGAAUUCAAACCACAUAUUGGCAGCGGAAAAGGUUGCUUUGUCAAACACUGUGAGAUCAUCCCCUAGCGUAAUUGGAAAUCAUGUUAUCUCUUCCGGAAACAAUUCCUCUGUUUCACAGCUUUUGGCAUUUUCGCAAAAAGUAAGCUCUGCUAUGGAUGCCUCAAGAAAAGCUCAGAUGGCAUUUGCAGCUGCAAAAGAGGGGAAAUCCAGAUACAGUAGGGAUGGUAUAGCAUCCAUCAAAAGGGCUCUUGACUUCAAUUUUCAUGACAUGGAGGAACUGUUGCAUGUGGUGAGGUUGGCAAUGGAAUCCAUAAAACGGUGAUUGUGAUACUCCCACAUGCGCCAUUCUCAGGGAGAAGCGGCCUUGGAAGAUUAAAGACAGAGACCUUUAUAUGAACAAACUCUUCACUGCUCAAGUGUAUAGUGGUUAGGAGCUUGAUUUGUGAGAUUUUCCCAAGUUUAAAAGAUUAAAGUUACCAUCUCGUGUUUCUUGUGUGUAUAAUUUUUAAGUGUACAUAUAUAUAAAGAGUGCUUUAGAAAGAGAGGCUCCAAGGAGACUCGACCAAGCAUUGUAGCAAUUGUUUUCUGAAAAGAGGGAAUUUUUUCAUCAUCA
Molecule: messenger RNA, 4543 nt
Organism: Capsella rubella
Lineage: Eukaryota; Viridiplantae; Streptophyta; Magnoliopsida; Brassicales; Brassicaceae
Exons: 10
Coding region: 431-4252 (1273 amino acids)
Source: RefSeq, a predicted model, not a curated record